This is a messenger RNA of Ilyonectria robusta, 1017 nucleotides long. RefSeq lists its product as uncharacterized. The transcript is spliced from 2 exons. Bases 1 to 1017 code for a protein of 338 amino acids. Lineage: Eukaryota; Fungi; Ascomycota; Sordariomycetes; Hypocreales; Nectriaceae. The record is from RefSeq and is a predicted model, not a curated record.
AUGGCCGCAUUCAGCAAUGAUCAAGCCUCUCCAUUAGAUCCCACCAACGACCCACACGAUACCCUCUGUCCUGCGCUGCCGCCGCCUCAAAAAUCGCUGCAACUUUACCGGCGCAUCGCAUUCGGUCGGAAGCACUUAUUCACGCCGUCAAGUUCUGAGGAGGCCCAGUAUUUCCUUCAAAACCCUGUCCCACACAAGCAUGCCAACACAUGGAAACCGGUCUUCUAUCGGGGAGAUAACCCCAAGUACACGCCCACGAGCAAGGCCAUAGCUCGCAUCCGGAGGACCGGCAUGUGGAAUUCUUUCCAGAUCGAAUUGGGAGACGGCAUCGAGGAGGUUCUUGAGAAUAAGAGGAGAGUGAAGGAGAGGAAGAGUUACGAGCGCAAGCAAAGGACCAGGAAGCGGUUUCGAAUGAAAGAAAAACCCCCCAAAAAGGAACUUGAGGAUGAGAAAGACGUAAAUGGUUUUGUUAUGGCUCUGAGUGUGCGGAGAGUUGGCUUUCUGAAGAGAACGCUCAAAUGGGAGUUGGGAGGCGAAGAGUAUCGGUGGAAGGGAACGAGAACGUUUCUACCUUCUGGCGUACGACGUUGGAAAGGCAUAUCGCAUGAUAUGAAGCUUGUCGAUUCAAACAAGCGCGUCCUUGCAACAGUCGAGAAGGACCGCUGGGCAUUCGUCAGGCCAUCCGAAAGGACUGGUGUUCCUCCAAACAAAAAGAAAUCACUCGUUGGAACGCUUCGCAUUUAUCCAGCAGCUUACGCCGAAGCCGCUUCUGAGACUGAUCAGCUCAAACAGGGCAGUGGCACCACUAUCGUCGCGAACCAAGAAGCGCCCCAUUGUUGGAACAUGGGUGAAGUGGGAAAAGAAAGCCAGAAUUUGAAUGCCGGAGGCUCGCAUUCAGGAAAUAUUACUGAAGAGGCCAUUGUUUUGACUUGUUGGAUUGCUGUGGAGGCGGAGCAUCGGCUUCGCCACAAGAUUUUUGAUCUACUCGAAGAGAUUGCUGAGGAGUUUCAGGAAUGA